AGAGACCGCUUUCCUGCUCCACUCACUUGAGCGUGGCUGUGCAUGGAAGACGGUUCUCUGCCACUCUUCUCCAGGAACAACUCUUUGUUUCUCACCUCAUUCAGUGGAAAAUACAGAAUCUGUUGAUGCGAUUUAGAGAUCACUUCAAGUUAAGGCGGCUGCGUCAAGUUCAUUUAAAUCCCAGCUUUAUUUGGCUCUGUGGAUAAUCGUGCAGGAUCUGCGGCGGAUACACUGAUACUCACUGCGUGCGGACAGAGGAGCUCAAAGGAUCCGGGGUGGAUGGUUUUAAAUGUUGGCCAGCUUUAUCCCAAUAGUCACUGGACGGAACUAGAAGCUCCUGGGCUCUCCUUCUCCUCUGUUAAAAAACUGAGGAACCAUGUUGUGGGACAAACUGUGCUGGGUAAUGGCCCUGCUGGCCCUAUCAUCCGGGGCGCUGCCCGGCCCCAACGAGCCCCUCUCUGCUCCCAGGAUCUUCCUGUCCUUCAAAGAAUUAAAGUCUACCGGCACCGCUCACACCUUCUCCUUUUUGCUGAACUCUACCGACUAUCGGAUCCUUCGCAUGGAUGAGGACCACGACCGCAUGUAUGUGGGCAGCAAAGAUUAUAUCCUCUCCCUGGAUCUGCAUGACAUCAACAAGGAGCCGCUCAUAAUCCACUGGCCCGUUGUCCCCCAGAGGAAGACUGAAUGUGUCCUGUCAGGGAAAGACACCAAUGGUGAAUGUGGAAACUUCAUCCGUCUGAUCGAGCCGUGGAACCGGACCCACCUGUAUGUGUGUGGAACAGGCGCGUACAACCCCAUCUGCACCUACGUGGACCGAGGACGCAGGUCACAGGGAUCCCACUUCCUACAGGCAGCCAACUCUGGAGGGAGAACAAAUCGGGCAGCAGACUACAGCGAUACAUCAGAGCCUUUGGAGGCGAAGGAAUACAUUUUCCGACUUGAACCUGGUAAAGUGGAUUCUGGAAAAGGAAAAUGUCCUUAUGACCCCAAACUGAACAGCGUCUCUGCUUUGAUCAAUGGAGAGCUGUAUGCAGGUGUCUACAUUGAUUUCAUGGGAACAGACUCUUCUAUCUUCCGUACGAUGGGGAAACAGACAAUCAUGAGGACGGAUCAGUACAACUCCAGAUGGUUAAACGAUCCCACAUUCAUUCACACACACCUCAUCCCAGACAGCGCUGAGAAGAAUGAUGACAAGCUCUACUUCUUCUUCCGAGAGAAAGCCUCUGAGAUGGGCCAGAGUCCCAUGACCCAGUCCAGGAUAGGGCGUAUCUGUCUGAACGAUGACGGUGGACACUGCUGUCUGGUCAACAAGUGGAGCACGUUCCUGAAAGCCCGCCUCAUCUGCUCUGUGCCUGGAGCUGACGGCAUCGAGACCCACUUUGAUGAACUAAGGGAUGUGUAUAUCCAGCCAACACAAGACAACAAGAAUCCUGUCAUCUAUGGAGUCUUCUCAGUGUCAGGAGCUGUGUUUAAAGGCUCAGCGGUGUGCGUCUACUCCAUGGCUGACAUCCGGAUGGUCUUCAACGGGCCUUUUGCCCACAAGGAGGGGCCCAACUACCAGUGGGUGGCGUACACUGGGAAGAUCCCGUACCCACGACCUGGCACUUGUCCUGGAGGCACUUUCACCCCCAACAUGAAAUCCACAAAGGAUUACCCAGAUGAGGUUAUCAACUUCAUGAGAAACCACCCCACCAUGAACAAUGCCAUAUACCCGGUGCACAAGCGCCCCCUGGUGGUCAGAACCAAUGUGGACUAUGAGUUCACCACAAUUGCAGUGGACCAGGUGGCGGCUGCUGACGGGAACUACGAGGUGCUCUUCCUGGGGACAGAUCGGGGGACAGUCCAGAAAGUGAUUGUCCUGCCCAGAGACGACUUGCAGACAGAGGAGCUGGUCUUAGAGGAAGUGGAAGUCUUUAAGGUUCCCACGCCAAUCACCACCAUGAAGAUUUCAUCAAAAAGGCAACAACUGUAUGUGGGGUCGGUCUUGGGGGUCUCUCACCUGGCUCUCCAUCGCUGUGACGUGUACGGAGAGGUCUGCGCUGACUGCUGUCUGGCCAGAGACCCUUACUGCGCCUGGGACGGGAAGUCCUGCUCCAGAUACUCAUCCUCCCAGAAGAGAUCUGACCCCUCUAGACGGAGCCGUAGGCAGGAUGUAAAGUACGGCAAUCCGAUUCGCCAAUGCAGAGGAUAUAACUCCAACACCAAUAAGAAUACCCUGGAGUCUAUGCAGUAUGGGGUGGAGGGCAGCACGACGUUCCUGGAGUGCCAGGCCCGGUCUCCUCAUGUCUCUCUCAAGUGGCAUCUGCAGAAGGAAAACAGCGACAGGAGGAAAGAGAUCCGCUCAGAUGGUCACAUCCUAAAAACGGAGGAAGGUCUCCUGAUCCGCUCUCUGCAGUCCUCUGACAGCGGCAUCUACCAGUGCACGUCCACAGAGAAGAACUUCAAACACACGCUCGUCAAACUGCAGCUUGUGGUCCUCUCCAGUCGCACGGUCAACAACGUGUUGGUGGAUACGGGCAGCCCGGCCCUCCCCCCCCUGCAGUCCAGCGCCUGGACUCCGAGUGCCGGUCAGUAUAAGGACCUGCUGACCAUCCUGAGCCAGCCGGAGAUGGGCCUGAUCAACCAGUACUGCCAGGAUUACUGGCAGCUCGGAGACGUCAGCCUCGGGGACAACAAAGCCAAAAACCUGAAGGAGCUGAAAGAGCAGAAGAAGCCUCGCAACCGUCGGCAUCAUGAUGAGCUAACAACUCCAUCUGAGACAUGAGGAGCUAGAUACACAACUCAUCGUCCUACAGUCUACCUGCUCACUCCUGAAACACUUCAUCCCUCCAUUCAGGGGAUUGACUCCAGUUAGAAAGCUGAUUAUAACGGACAAGACAGAAACUGCAACCAGAAGCAACAGCAUCAAACUGUUUCUAUGUAACUGUUGGAACAAAAAUACAUUAUUUAUUGUAGGUUGUAAAAAGUAAUUCUUUGUACCUAUCUAGUUUUUUUUGUGAAUAGGUACAUUUGUGCAAAUAUUGUUGUUAUUAUAAUAUUAUUGUUAGUGUUAUUGUUUAUUACGAUGUGUUAUUAUGUUGAGAAUAUCUUUAUGUUUGGUGUUUUUGAGAAACAGCAACAAUAACCCAGGACUUUGGGAGGAUCCACACAUGGACAAGGACCGAUGAACCAGAAACUGUUACAGGUGACCAUGUUGGAUCACUUGACUGCUGGCAGUAUUCAGUGUCUCAGCUGGAAGUCGAGGCGCUGGUUCAGUGAAAUCAAACUUCCCUAAACUUCUUCACCAGAACCAUCGACUGUAUACCAGACAGUUUUCUUUACUGCAAAAACAAGCUGUGGACAUACUGAUAAUGGCAUUUCUUGGGACAGGCAAUGAUAAAAAGAAAUGACGACAGUGAGAAUGCAGCUGUGAUAACAUGUCGCACACAUAAAGUAAGACGUCUCUCCGUUCCUGUCUGUGGUCCAGCCUGGCCUCAGGUUAUGGAGUUACAUCAUCCACCCAAAUUCUUCAGAAAAUCAGUUGCUGCCAAGUGUUUGUUUUGUUUGUAUGUGAAUAUCACAUCUCAAUGUUGUAUCCUUAACAAACGUGAUCUUUGUGAUAAGCUGUUUUUUGGAGGAAAAGGGUCCUUUAACGACUAAAAAUAUAAUAUUGCCUUUUCUAUUCUCAUCUGAGAAAAGAAAUUCCAGCAGGCAGCUAUGUGACUUUGUGACAGUUUGUGAUAAAAACAUUUUUAGAGACAAAGCACCUUCUGUUGCCAAACAAACGGUACAUAUUUCACUUGUAUCUGUGGCAUAUGCAGUAUAUUCAUAUAAGAAAGAGCAUGUCAUUUGUAUGCUCAAAGGUUGUUUUUCUUUAGCUCCUAAUGAAUCUAAAGUUUGCAUUCCUGCCAGUUUCAUUCUAGAUAAGGAUUUCACAAAGUGAAUAUUAAUCAUGUAAUCAGUCUAUACUUUAUAUUUGAUUACAACAACAACAAUGCAGAAUGCAGAGCUCUGAAAUGAGCAUUUUAUUGCUUCUGUAUUUUCAUUUUAACUGGUUAACAACACAGCGCUCCUUUUUUAUCAGUCAUGCAGUGCCAUCCUGCUUUCAUAUGUGCCACAGACCUAAGAUAAAACUUCCAUACAAUGAAAUUAUAAAAAAGUGUCACAAGAACAACUCCAAGCUGUUCACCACAUAACCUGAAGAGAAACGCGUAACAAAAUCUUCAGAAGGUGGCUUUUCAUUGUGCAUGGCAUGUACAGUGUAAUGUAUAUGGUAUUUGUCUAAAAUGCUACGUUGCUGUGGAUGUCAGUGAAUGUCUUUCUCGUUGUGGGAAUAUGGAAACACUAUCAGAAGAUGCUGAAAGAUAAUGAUUUUAAAUUCUCUCUUUCUCUCUUUCUCUCUCUGUACGUCUCUUAGUCUCCUUUUUCGCUCGCUCUCUCUUCUCAGAAAUGUGCAUAUUUCAAACAUGUGCAUUCAUUUUAUUUUCUCUGUUUGGCAGACUUUGCUCUGGCUCAUUGAGGUAGAGUAAUGUAUGAUAUAAUGCACAGUUGAUGUUAUUUUAAUGACUUUUUAAAAAAAAGUGCUAUCUUUUCUUCCUCAUCAAUGUUGCUGACUAAUAAAUUAAAGCUCUAUAUUUUAUAAUAACAGAGGUUCUGUUUGAUAUAUAGUCUGCAGGCCCUUUUGUGUGAUAUGUAAAGACAUUGAUUGAUCGUUGUUUUACUGAUUUGCAGUGGUGAAAGUAUACAGAUCCUUUAAAUAAGUAAAAAGUAGCAGUACCACAGUGUAAAAUAAUUCAUUUCAAGUAAAGGUCCUCCCUUAGUUAGAAAUGUCGCUUACUGUAAAUAAAAGUAUGCAAGUAUUCUCAGCAAAAUGUUCUUAAUUAAAACAUAAAAGUAUACAAUGCA
Molecule: messenger RNA, 4884 nt
Organism: Gymnodraco acuticeps
Lineage: Eukaryota; Metazoa; Chordata; Actinopteri; Perciformes; Bathydraconidae
Product: semaphorin-3F-like
Exons: 19
Coding region: 377-2764 (795 amino acids)
Biological process (GO): negative regulation of axon extension involved in axon guidance; negative chemotaxis; semaphorin-plexin signaling pathway
Molecular function (GO): semaphorin receptor binding; chemorepellent activity
Source: RefSeq, a predicted model, not a curated record